Messenger RNA from Spea bombifrons (plains spadefoot toad), 2196 nucleotides. It is a transcript of the gene CTPS2, whose product is annotated as CTP synthase 2. Gene Ontology annotation, biological process: CTP biosynthetic process; pyrimidine nucleobase biosynthetic process. NCBI's taxonomy places the organism in Eukaryota, Metazoa, Chordata, Amphibia, Anura, Pelobatidae. The transcript is spliced from 21 exons. The coding region runs from base 123 to 1943 and encodes 606 amino acids. The record is from RefSeq and is a predicted model, not a curated record. Gene Ontology annotation, cellular component: cytoophidium; cytoplasm. Gene Ontology annotation, molecular function: CTP synthase activity; identical protein binding.
AGGUGGCUGUCACUUGCAGUUGGUGCUGGCGUGGGUUACCCAAAGCUGCCCUUGGCCCCGUAAGUCUGCACCCGUGGAGCAGUGGGGAGGAAUAAACCCACUCACCUCGCAGUAAGAAGUUCAUGAUUGGAAGAAGUACUCUGAAGUAUAUUUCCUGGAGUAAAAGAAUCCUGUUUAAUAGUUUCUGCUCUGCACCCAAAGCUCCAAUGAAGUACAUAUUGGUGACCGGGGGUGUGAUCUCCGGCAUUGGCAAGGGAAUUAUUGCUAGUAGUAUUGGCACCAUCCUGAAAUCCUGUGGGCUACGCGUAACGGCAAUAAAAAUUGAUCCUUAUAUCAAUAUUGAUGCUGGAACCUUUUCACCUUAUGAACAUGGAGAGGUUUUUGUGCUCGAUGACGGUGGUGAAGUUGACCUGGACUUGGGAAAUUAUGAAAGAUUUUUAGAUAUCAGCCUUUUCAAAGACAACAACAUCACUACUGGGAAAAUUUACCAACAUGUCAUUAACAAAGAACGCCGGGGGGAUUACCUGGGUAAAACAGUACAAGUGGUCCCACACAUUACAGAUGCCAUUCAGGAAUGGGUCAUGAGUCAAGCAAAGGUUCCAGUGGACAGCGACCAAAAAGAGCCACAAAUAUGCGUUAUUGAGCUCGGUGGAACUAUCGGAGACAUCGAAGGAAUGGCUUUCAUUGAAGCUUUCCGGCAGUUCCAGUUCAAGGCUAAGAGAGAGAAUUUCUGCAACAUACACGUCAGCCUUGUACCUCAGCCAACCGCAACAGGAGAACAAAAAACAAAACCAACUCAAAACAGCGUUCGUGCUCUGAGAGGACUGGGAUUAUCUCCGGACUUGAUUGUGUGCAGGAGCACCAAGCCGAUUGAGAUGGCAGUAAAACAGAAGAUUUCUAUGUUUUGCCAUGUGGAACCCGAGCAGGUCAUCUUCAUUCAUGAUGUUUCUUCAACUUAUCGAGUGCCAGUUUUACUAGAAGAACAAGCAAUUAUCAAGUAUUUCAAGCACAGGCUGGACCUUCCCAUUGAUGACCACCCAAGUACACAGCUUGUGAAAUGGAAACGAAUGGCUGACAGAUAUGAACGUUUGUUGCAGACAUGCUCCAUUGCUCUAGUUGGCAAGUACACCAAACUGAGUGACUCCUACACCUCCGUCUUUAAAGCUCUGGAGCACUCUGCUCUGGCCAUCAAUCACAAGCUUAACUUAAUGUACAUAGAUUCAGCAGAUUUGGAGCUAUCCACUAAAUCUGAAGAUCCAGUGAAAUAUCAUAAAGCCUGGGAACGCUUAUGCAAAGCAGAGGGUAUCUUGGUCCCUGGUGGAUUUGGAUUGCGAGGAACAGAAGGCAAAAUCAAUGCAAUAACCUGGGCUCGUGAAAGGAAGAUACCUUUCCUUGGAGUCUGCUUGGGAAUGCAGUUGGCAGUGGUGGAGUUCGCGAGAAGUGCUUUGAACUGGAAAGAUGCAAACUCUACAGAAUUUGAUCCAAAUACAAAGAAUCCAGUGGUUAUUGAUAUGCCAGAACAUCACCCUGGGGAUAUGGGCGGCACGAUGAGGCUGGGAAAAAGAAAGACUGUCUUUAACAAUAAUUCUUCCAUUUUAAGAAAGCUGUACCGCAACUCUGAUUUUGUAGAGGAACGUCAUAGACACCGUUAUGAGGUAAAUCCAGAGCUUACUCAGCAGUUUGAGGAGAAGGGCUUAAAGUUUGUUGGACAUGACACUGAAGGACAAAGGAUGGAAAUUAUUGAACUUCAAGAUCAUCCAUAUUUUGUCGGUGUGCAGUUCCAUCCAGAGUUUUCCUCCCGACCCAUGAAGCCUUCUCCUCCUUAUCUUGGUUUGAUGUUGGCUGCAUCUGGGAAACUGGCUUCAUACUUCCAGAGUGGCUGUAAAUUAUCUCCAAGCGACAGCUAUAGUGACCUCAGUGAAGAAAGCGCACCAGACAAUUAGCACAUUGAAUAUGCACCAGUUUAACUGGUUUCAUAGGAGCAUAUUAUUAUAUAAAACUGACUGGAUGACACAAAAAGAUGCCUAAAGUUCUGUUGAUUUGCGAACAACUAAAAUCACAGCUGAGCACAAAUCUGUCCUCGGACAUGAAGUCACAGAAAAACCUAAAAUGGGGGCAUGUCCAGUGACCGAGGAUACUUCUUACUCUCCAUGCUCUGAGUCUCUUCCACAAUGAUUGCCGGACCUUUUUUAAACU